CGUCACUGUCGUCGUGGCAAGCACAAACGGACUUUCAUGUCCGGCCGGAAUGCGAAUCGCAGGCCGAAUUAUUGUCAGUGCGCGAGUGAGUGAGCUCGAGCCGACCAUUCGUCGCCCGAGCCCGAGCCCGAGCCCGAGAGCCCAAGCCCGAGUCCAGUUCGAUUCUCGAGGUGCCCUUCUCGACUGAUGAUAGACGCGUCCGAGGUCCAGCAGCAGCAGCAGCAGCAACCGACGACAACGACAUCAUCAUCAGCAGCAGCAGCAGCAGCAGCAUCGGCUGCUCUGCUCUGCUCUGCACUGCCCUGAACUGCAGCCUGCUGUAGAAGUCGAGUCCAAUCCAGCAGCACUCGCAUCCCCUUGUCUCCUCUCUCUCUCUCUCGCCUACUAAUAUUACGGCUGCUGCUGCGGUUUACGGCUCGGGCAGGGAGGCACGCAUGCACGCACGCACGAACGCGAGGUGCGAGGUGCAAGAGAUAAGCGGCGAGGACCUGCUGCCGAAUUUGCAAUUCGAAUCGAGCAGGGGUCCAGUGUGGCUGGGUGGCUGGGUGAGUGAGUGGCAUCUGCGGUGGCGAUUGCGGUGGAGGUGCGAGUGAGUGAUCAAUCGAGCGAUCGAAGGAUGGCCGCGAUUGAGGAAUCGUUCAAACUCUUCAUGGAUUGGGUGCUUUACUUGAACGGCUUGCACAAGCUCGGCGAGCAGAUUCUCGUGGAGUAUGGGAAAAACCUCGAGGCAUACCGGAGGGCGAAGUCGGAGGAGGCAGAAUAUAUCGCCCGAGUGGCGGCGGCUGCGCACAGUCAACGACUGUCGGAUUUCCUCGGCCCCGGUAGUUGGCUCGAGAACACGUCCAAAGCUCUGGAUGCCAAGUUGGACUCUGCAAUCGCCAGAUUGUGCUCGUACCUGAAGGAAGCGCACGAUGUCUUGAAUUAUCUUGUUGGAAUUUCGAAGGAUGCCAUCAAAGACCAUUCUGAACAGGAGGUCACGAUGCAACUGGAGAGAUUCAACCUCUCGACUGGCAUUGAAGGCGGCUUGGCAGCUGACCAGGCGACGCGGGAUGCGAACCAAGGCCGAAUUUCGUUCGCCGAAUAUUCCUCCAUGAUGGCCCUCAUCUACAAAAUGCUCGAAGAGGACUAUCAUAUGCAGAAGCAGAUCGUCGACGCUUUGGGGCUGGACACGACGAGCGAAGCUCUCACGGAAUAUUGCACGAUGUGGCUGCAACAGCCCUGCAUAAAGUCGCUCGUCAUCGAACGAGCACUGAGCUGGACCAAGGUCCUCGGCGAGUCGAUGAGCUGAAAAUUGAGCACGCAGCGCUCACUCAUGCGCUGGAGUUUUACAGGCAGCGCUGCUCACUGGAGGUAGUUGUUUACCAUCAGGACCGAAUGAUGGUGAGGAAUUUUGGAGGCUUACUUCUUCCUGGUUUCAGUAGCCAUGAAGCCCUUGUAAAGAGGAGUAGGAAGGCCACACAUGAAGCAUAAACGUGACAAAUAUGAGAGUAUCAGCGGGGCAUCAUUUCUCAAGCAGGAAGAUCUCCACUGGGCAGUGCAGAUCUUCCCCGUGGUGUCGCCUAGUAGUGUAGCUUCCGGUCAGAUGCAAAGGGCGUAGACUGUGCACGGGCUGCUGUGAUCGAACAGCUCAGCAACUCCUGUUCGGACAUGUUGUCGUGCCAAGAGUCAUGCCAGAAAAAUGAAAACAAUCUGUCACACCAAAUUUUGUAAUACAAAGGCGUUGAGCUUUUUCUAUCC
Messenger RNA from Marchantia polymorpha subsp. ruderalis, 1737 nucleotides. The record is from the annotation of a GenBank genome assembly. Lineage: Eukaryota; Viridiplantae; Streptophyta; Marchantiopsida; Marchantiales; Marchantiaceae.